Syngnathus acus (greater pipefish) is the source of this 2233-nucleotide messenger RNA. It is a transcript of the gene ngly1, whose product is annotated as N-glycanase 1. The transcript is spliced from 12 exons. NCBI's taxonomy places the organism in Eukaryota, Metazoa, Chordata, Actinopteri, Syngnathiformes, Syngnathidae. The record is from RefSeq and is a predicted model, not a curated record. The coding region runs from base 8 to 1975 and encodes 655 amino acids. Gene Ontology annotation, cellular component: nucleus; cytosol; cytoplasm. Gene Ontology annotation, molecular function: peptide-N4-(N-acetyl-beta-glucosaminyl)asparagine amidase activity. Gene Ontology annotation, biological process: glycoprotein catabolic process; protein deglycosylation; protein quality control for misfolded or incompletely synthesized proteins.
GCGUCAAAUGGAAUGCGGAAAACUGGAUUGCGGAAAACAAGCCAGGCAGGACAGGGAUCCUUCAGUCGGUGGUUCGCAGAAACAAAUUCAACGAGACCUCCAAAUGGCGUUGACACCGGCGGUUACGUUAUUAAGUGAGAAUUCAAAUGAAGUCUUCUUUGAUGUAUGCAAGUUGUUGCUUUCAUACGCCGACAAUAUUUUAAGGAACCCCAAUGUGGAAAAAUACCGAUCAAUCCGUAUAGGCAAUCCGACUUUUUCUACGAAGCUCCUGCCGAUCAACGGUGCUGUGGAAUGCCUCUUCGAGAUGGGCUUUGAGGAGUCUGACACACACUUGGUAUUCCCAAACUCUUCCUCAUUGGACCAACUGAAGGUAAUCAGGGAGUCUCUAGCUGCUCAAAGAGACCAGAGACUGAUUGGAGGGCAACAUCGUCCCCUUCCGGCAGCGAGCCAAGAAGCCUCAGCACUUCCUGUACAACCGUUACUCACGGUGAGCAGAAAGAACUUCUUUGUGACUCUUGAGUCUAACUUCCAACAUGUGCUGCUCUACGAAAAACCCGAGAUUCAGCAGAAAGCCAGGAGCUACAUUCCUUACACGCAGCUAUCCUUGGCUGCCGAUCAGAAGCUGAAGUUAGCUCAAGAGGCUGAAACAGAAUGUAAACUAGGAAAAGACGACUUCGUGGUGCUGGAGUUGCUUCGGUGGUUCAAAUCCCAUUUCUUCUCCUGGGUCGACUGUUUGCCCUGCAGCAGUUGCGGAGGCCCCACCCAGAAUAGGGGCUCGCUCGGUCCUACCGGCGACGAUCUACGCUGGGGAGCCCAGAGAGUGGAGAACCACUACUGUCAGAGGUGCCAGUUAAGCACCAGAUUCCCUCGCUAUAACAACCCGGAGAAGCUUCUCCAAACCAGGAGAGGGCGCUGUGGGGAGUGGGCCAACUGUUUUACCCUGUGUUGCAGAGCUCUCUCCCUUGAAGCCAGGUACAUCUGGGACAGCACAGAUCACGUAUGGACAGAGGUUUACUCGGUGUCGCAGAGCCGUUGGCUGCACUGCGAUUCGUGCGAGAACGUCUGUGAUCAACCUUUACUCUAUGAGGUCGGCUGGGGGAAGAAACUGGCCUAUAUUCUGGCUUUCUCACGAGACCAGGUGGUUGAUGUGACGUGGAGGUAUUCCUGCAAGCAUCCAGAGGUUUUGUCAAGAAGGACCAAUGUUGAGGAGACUUGGCUGCUGCACACCAUAAUUGGGCUCAACGCCUUGAGACAGCGAUCCCUCGGUACGGACAGGAAAUUAGAAUUGACACAACGCUUACUUGUCGAGCUUGUGGAAUUUAUUUCCCCCAAAAUAGCGAGACAAAGUGAACUGGGAGGACGCGUCUCCGGGUCUCUUGGCUGGAGGAUGGCGAGAGGAGAAACGGGACAUGCAGAUUCAGGGAAUAUCAAGCAGGGUGCCGCUUAUGUGUUCACGCCCACCGAGAAAGAAAGGAGAGACAAGUUGAUCCACGUGUCGUACAAUGCCGCUAAAGACCAAUACUGUCGCAUCUCUAAUGACUUUGAGACCAUCCACUGCUGGGAUCAAUGUGUGUGGCAGAAGGAGUCUGUCUUUAGGAAGCUGGAAAAUGACUGGCACAUGGUAUAUAUUGCUCGAAUGGAAGGCUCCUCUGUAGGACGGAUAAGCUGGAAAUUUGACUUUGCUCCAUCCAAAUUAACAGUAAAGUCUGUCUCAAUCAGGGCCAGCAGCCAAACAUUCCAUUUUGGCAAUGUCAGCUGGCUCUUGCAAUCGGGCACGACGGCGACUGAGUUUUCUGGAGAUGGGAGCAUGCAGUCCUUCCAGUGUUUGAACGGUUCCUCUGAGUUUACUGUCACUGCACAGCUCAGCGGUGGGGAAGGGAACGUCUCAUGGCAGCACGCUCAGCUGUUCAGACAAAGUCUGAAGGAGACAGAAGAGUCUCCGUUUGAAAUGAUCAUUCGCCUUCAAAACGCAUGAAUAUCAAAAAGUAUUUCAUUAUAGCUGAGUAUUAUAUUUGUUUUAUUUUUUGAAAUGUAUAGUAUAUUUCCUGAGUCCUCUGACGCAGAGCCGAGUUUGAUCAUCAACAGUACUGACAAGGUCAAUGGCAACAAAUGACUAGCACUUGCACUUCAAGCCAUAGCUAUACCGUUAGUGUGCGCUAACCAACCACGGGUUCACUUACGGCUCUUAACACAAUGUAAGAAAUGGUGUUAAUAAAUGUUCUUGGAUAACUUC